AUGGCCCCACAAGUCGACAUCAAGAAGCUCGCCAUGAUCGGCUGUGGCAGCAUGGGCGGCGGCAUGGCCCUCCUGUUCGCUGAGCACGGCGUCCAGGUCUCGCUCCAAGACCCCUCGGAAGAGGCAAUGGACAAGAUUGUUGCCAAGGCAAAGGACAGUCCGCACAUCCCAGCAGACGGCGUGCGCAAGUUCUCCGACUACGAGUCUCUCUGCGCCUCGCUGGACAGCCCCAAGGUCUUUGUCUUCUCACUGCCGCACGGCGCUGUUGGCGACACGGUGCUGGGCGGCUUGAUGAUGUACCUGGACAAGGGCGACAUCAUCAUUGACGCCGGCAACGAGCACUGGCAAAACACCGAGAGGAGACAGGCCAAGUGCUACACGAGAGGGGUGCGGUACAUCGGCAUGGGCGUGUCCGGGGGCUAUCAAGCCGCGCGACAGGGCCCGAGCAUGUGUCCGGGUGGAGACGACGAAUCGCUGGACCUGGUCCUGCCGUUGCUGAGGAAAGUUGCCGCAAAAGACAAAGCCGGCGCUCCUUGCGUGGGCAAAGCGGGAACGGGGGGCUCCGGCCAUUAUGUCAAGAUGAUGCACAAUGGAAUCGAGCACGGCAUGAUCAGCGCCGUUUCCGAGGCUUACGACCUCAUGAAGAAAGGCUUAGACAUGAGCAAUGAAGAAAUCGGUAGUGUGUUCGAGCAAUGGAACAGCAAGGGAGAGCUGGAAGGAACUUUCUUGAUCUGGAUCAGCGUAGACAUCUGUCGUGCAAGAGACAAGGCUCGUAACGACGAAUACGUGGUUGACACGGUGGAAGACAAAGUGGUGCAGGACAUCACGGGCGAAGAAGGCACGGGCAUCUGGAGCAACGAGCAAGCCGUGGCCCAACACAUCCCCGCCCCUACGCUGACCACCGCUCACUACCUCCGCCUCGCAUCGUCCGACCGCAACCAGCGUGUGCGAGCCCAGCAAACCAUUGGCGGCGGCGGGUUUCCCCCUCAGCGGCUCGAUCUUUCCGGGCAAAACAAGCAGGACUUCCUCGAAGCGCUGCGACGGGCCACAUAUGCCGCCUGCCUGGCCAGCUACAUCCAAGGGGUCAACAUCAUCGAGCGCGCCAACGUGGCCAACCACUGGAACAUCGACUACGGGGCCGUCCUCCAGAUCUGGCGCAGCGGCUGCAUCAUCCAAGCCGACCACAUCGCGAGCCUGCUGCACCCCAUCUUCACCAACCACCGCGCGCUCGACACGAUCAACCUGCUCUUCCAGCCGACGGUCAUGACGGAGCUGGGGGCUUGCGUGCCGGCGUUGCGCGACGUGGUGGUGAAGGCGACGAUGGCGGAUCAUGUCGUACCAGCGCUUAGCGCGAGCUUGGAGUACGCCAAGUACCAGACGAGCACGGAGCUGCCCAUGAGUUUUGCUGAGGCGCAGCUGGAUUAUUUUGGGGCGCACAUGUAUGACAGGAAGGGUGAGGAGGGCACAGGUGCGCCGACCGAGGGCAAGUAUCAUUACGAGUGGAAGCCGGCGAAGAGCUCGAUUGCGUGA
Messenger RNA from Diplodia corticola, 1530 nucleotides. RefSeq names its product 6-phosphogluconate dehydrogenase. The record is from RefSeq and is a predicted model, not a curated record. Gene Ontology annotation, biological process: pentose-phosphate shunt, oxidative branch; pentose-phosphate shunt. Gene Ontology annotation, molecular function: NADP binding; phosphogluconate dehydrogenase (decarboxylating) activity. Lineage: Eukaryota; Fungi; Ascomycota; Dothideomycetes; Botryosphaeriales; Botryosphaeriaceae. The coding region runs from base 1 to 1530 and encodes 509 amino acids. Gene Ontology annotation, cellular component: cytosol. The transcript has 3 exons.